AUGACGAUCAAUAAGCGUCAUCGAGGAUCCGUGGACUUGCACAACAAUAAUGCAAGGCGAUUGCCCAGUCUGCGGAAAGGAGAUGGGGAAGAAUGUGAGAAAGGCACGAGUGUAAUGCAGUGCCCAGAAUGCGAGUAUCAGUUGAAGGACCAUAGAGAGCUUGUGAAGCACUUUGAUGAUUUUCAUGCCGAUCGAGCUGGAGCGUACACUAUUGAAUCUAGGACUUUUACCGACUACACUUCGUUCAAGGUAUGGAAAGAGAAAUUAGAAGAGGAGUGCGUAACAAGGUUUGCAACUAUUUCAAGGAACAUUGGCCAAGAGUGUACGAUCACCUACUUCCGGGUGCGAAACGAAAAGGAGAAGUUCGCGUGGAUGGACGCCACAUCUGAAGCCGACAUUGUGUCGCUUUUGAAGGAGGGCUUCAAAAACGAGCAGAUUUUGAAGAAAGUGAGAGAGACUGCAGAUGUGCAGACGCGGCUCUUCUACACUACGAGUAGGGAUAUAGGACCAUCGCCAUCAGAAACAAGGUGGAUCCAGCGCAUAGACACAACGUCGACGUGGAUUCGCAGUCAAUGGAAGUGGGGAGGAGUUUGCAUUAAUUUCAUUGAUGUCUUCUGA
Molecule: messenger RNA, 618 nt
Organism: Necator americanus (New World hookworm)
Lineage: Eukaryota; Metazoa; Nematoda; Chromadorea; Rhabditida; Ancylostomatidae
Exons: 10
Coding region: 1-618 (205 amino acids)
Source: RefSeq, a predicted model, not a curated record